Syzygium oleosum is the source of this 1125-nucleotide messenger RNA. RefSeq lists its product as uncharacterized. The record is from RefSeq and is a predicted model, not a curated record. The transcript is spliced from 3 exons. The coding region runs from base 257 to 907 and encodes 216 amino acids. NCBI's taxonomy places the organism in Eukaryota, Viridiplantae, Streptophyta, Magnoliopsida, Myrtales, Myrtaceae. Gene Ontology annotation, cellular component: cytoplasm; membrane.
ACACCGUACUAGGGUCCGAGUUGAAGAACUAUUCGCGGAUAAUGAUGCCCGAAAUCAAAGGCGAGCUCAAAUCGUUGAAGAGACGAAGUUUUCCUGGAUUCGAAGUCGGACAAGAACCAAUUACAGAAGAUACAGUAUGACCUCCAGGGCCGUGAUUCUGUCAGAAAAGCGCGAUCCUAAUCAAUAGGCAAUGGUCGCUCGCGACCCAUCUGUGAUCUUGGAUCCUCUCUUUCGAUAGAGCUUUGAUUCGAGGAAAAUGUCGAGGCUGUGGAGAUGGUACCAGAAUUGCUUGCGAGAUCAUCCCGUGAAGACGCAGGUCAUCAGCUCCGGUCUCAUUUGGGGCGUCGGCGACGUCGCUGCUCAGACCAUCACUCACUCCACGGCCAAGAGGCACCAUCAUCUUCAGGAUGAAGAAAAGGAAUUGAAGAUCAAUUGGAGGAGAGUGGUAACUACCAGCCUGUUUGGCUUUGGAUUUGUUGGACCAGUUGGCCAUUUCUGGUAUGAAGGCUUGGACCGGUUUAUAAGGUUGCGACUUCUAAUGCAACCUAACUCUUUGCGUUUUGUCUCUGCCAAAGUAGCAAUUGACGGGUUCCUCUUUGGGCCAUUGGAUCUACUCAUCUUCUUCACGUACAUGGGUUUAUCUGCCGGAAAGAGUGUUCCUCAAGUUAAAGAAGAUGUCAAGAGGGAUUUUCUUCCUGCCCUGAUUCUGGAGGGAGGCAUCUGGCCGAUUGUUCAAGUGGCUAAUUUCCGAUUCAUACCUGUUAGGUAUCAACUCCUCUACGUCAAUUUCUUCUGCUUGUUAGAUAGCUGCUUCUUGUCAUGGAUGGAGCAACAAGAGGAUGCUCCUUGGAAAGAGUGGUUGAAGUCUUUGAUACCAUUAACUAAUGAGAAAGACAAAGGUGGAUGAUUGCCAUUCGAGAUAUUGAGUUUCCUGAUCCUUCUUUCAACAGAUAUGUAGGUGUAAAGCAGAAAAAUCCGGUACGUCAACUUGUAUUGUGAGAGUUGGAACAUAUGAGUGGCGGAAUGAAUCGUAGUAGAGUUGUGAGGAGAUGGUAUAGUAUAUAUUGUUGUCAUUUCUGCUAAACUUUCAAGAUUCUUUCAUUGGAGGGCAAUCGUGCUGAUUUA